AUGAGUUCCAAGACUGGAGAAUUUUGGUCAGAAGUAAAUUCUGGAUUCCUACUGCUGCAGGUCUGGCCUCAUCACCUCAUGGGAAAGUUAUUCAGUAACCCUUUCCUCAUGAGUCCUGAGUCAGAAAAUAGGAAAGCUGAUGGUUUCUCUUUCUUUAUCAGACGCUUUUCCUUCCGUCCAGAACCAGAUCCUUACUGUCAAGCUAAGUACACGUUCUGUCCCACUGGCUCGCCAAUCCCAGUUAUGAAGAAUGAUGAUGUCAUUGAAGUCUUUCGACUACAAACCCCAGUAUGGGAAUUUAAAUAUGGAGACCUUCUAGGACAUUUUAAAAUUAUGCAUGAUGCCAUUGGAUUCAGGAAUACCUUAACUGGCAAAAACUACACAAUGGAAUGGUAUGAACUUUUCCAACUUGGCAACUGUACAUUUCCCCAUCUCAGACCCAAAAUGGAUGCCCCUUUCUGGUGUAAUCAAGGAGCUGCCUGCUUUUUUGAAGGAAUUGAUGAUGUCCACUGGAAGGAAAAUGGAACAUUAGUUCUAGUAGCAACCAUAUCAGGAAACAUAUUUAACAAGAUGGCAAAGUGGGUGAAACAGGACAAUGAAACAGGAAUUUAUUAUGAGACAUGGACUGCCCAAGCCAGCCCAGAAAGAGGGGCAGAGACAUGGUUUGAGUCCUACGACUGUUCAAAAUUUGUGUUAAGAACAUAUGAGAAGUUGGCUGAACUUGGAGCAGAGUUCAAGAAGAUAGAAACCAACUAUACAAGAAUAUUCCUUUACAGUGGAGAACCUAAUUAUUUGGGAAAUGAAACAUCUAUUUUUGGGUCAACAGGAAAUAAGACUCUUGCUUUAGCCAUAAAAAGAUUUUAUUACCCUUUCAAACCACACUUGUCAACUAAAGAAUUUCUGUUGAGUCUCAUGCAAAUUUUUGAUUCAGUGAUUAUGCACAGACAGUUCUAUUUGUUUUAUAAUUUUGAAUAUUGGUUUUUACCUAUGAAAUUCCCUUUUGUUAAAAUAACAUAUGAAGAAAUUUCUUUACCUAACAGACACAAAACAUUCCCUUGUUUAUAAAACCUUAAUUCUGUUUACUGCUUUUUUCUCCAACCACCAGCAUCUGUUUUUUUAGGGGGUGAUUUUAUAUUUGUGUAUUUCUUAGCCUCUCUUCCUCAGCAGAAUGGUAAAAUGCACAUUGGUAGAAUUGUUGCAUAUUAAAAUCUCAAGACUAUUUUUGGAAAGAAGCUGAAAUUCUUAUUGGCUAAAGUGAACAUAUUAAGUAAUUCUGAUUUCAAUUCCCAAGCCUCUCAGGUAUGGAGAGCAAUGGUUCAUGUCCAAUAUGUAUGUUUUUUUGGUUCCAAUAGUGACAUUUUGAUGGUAGGUGCUAUUUUUUCUAGUACUUAAACAUUUUCAUAUAAGUGUUUUGGUAGUUUAUACCUAUUUUAUUACCUUUAUAACAUUUGAAACUAGACCUAGUACUCCAAUUGUGUUCUAGUCACUGUGUGUGUAUGUGUGUGUGGUACCGGGGAUCGAACUGGGGACCUUGAGCUUGCAAGGCAGGCCCAGCACCACUGAGCUAAAUCCCCAGGCCUGAAAGAUGUAUUUGAAAGGAGAACAGAGAUGGAGAAAUUUUGCUAGCAUAUGUAGUAAAUAGUGUUAAAAGCAAAGAUUCUUUCUAGUUCAUAAUUUUCUAGUUUGUAAUUGGUUUUAUGAUUUAAACAAUUUAACAUCACUAUACCUUAGUUUUCUGAUCUCUAAAAUGAAUCAUGUUUGGAUUGUUGUAAAGAUUAAAGUCAUGUAUGUUUGGCAUAGUUAGGUCAGAGUGAAUGGUGACUGUAAUGAUUAAUCAGUGUUACCUCUGAUCUUAAGUUACAUGCCAGCUCUCCUGGAUUUUGUAAUCAUCCAGACUUUGAGCUCUGUAAUACUUAAGUAGUUCUUUAGCCAUCUGGGGCAUGGGAUUACCUGGCUGCAGAUAUGUCUGAGUAAAGAGAUACUUCUAACUCCUUCCCUGUUUUCUGUAGUCCUCCAUUCUCCCACAAAUGCUGUCAGUGCUGUGGAAGAGGGUAUAUUUUGCAGAGAAAAGACCUCCAAGUCACUGUGUUCAUCUUAGAGACGCCAAACAAGCUUUCAAGAUACUUUAAGUAUGUUAGGAUCAACUGAAUGCCACUUUUCCUAUUCAUGAAAAAUACAUGUGUAAGAGGGAGCUCAGAGGAAACAAUGUUUCAUAUGUAAAUGGACCAAUUAUAUUCUUCAGUUUCAGCUAACAUUUGACUGCUUCCUGAGAGGUUAGUACAUUAUUGAGCUGUCAUAAAAGCCUCAUCAUUGUUUACCUCAUCCACAUGAUUAAAUCAGGGUAUACAAAGGUCAAGUGAUCUUUCUAUGGCUACCCACCUAUUAGCCAGAUAGUGAAUUCAAGUUCUGCUGAUGAAAUUAGAUACAAGUUUUUCAGGGUUAUUGUUGCAACAGUAUGGUCCUUGGACCAGUGCCUGGCUACCAAAUGUUACUGGUCUAUAAAACAAGUGGAGCUACUGAUCGGAAACAUUUUGAAACUUUUAAAGCACUGUUAUUCUGUUGAAUCAAUUUUUUAAAACUCUGGAGCUUGUACUUUGUCUUUGUUAUUUCAUUUGUCUAGGCAUUUUUUAUUGUUUUUCAAGUGUAGGCAGGAGUCUGAAAAUAAACUCAGUCUCGCUUCAGUAGCACAGCAUGACACCAUUCUGCCUAGUCUUCCUCAAAAGCACAGGGAGAAUUUUUUUCCACUGCCCCUCACUUGGCCUACAGUGCCUAUACUAUUCCUAAGUAGGGUAACCUCUUUAACCUGUCCUUGGAAUAUGCCAAGAAACUGGCUCUUCGCAUUAUCACCAUCUAGUGGCUAAACUCAGGCAAUACCAGCUAUUACCAGAUUCCUGACUGCAGUGGUGAGUUAUUCUGGAUUUGCAGAUUUGCACUCCAUUGACAAGCAAAUAUUCUUGUACUGUUUGCAUUAACUGCAAAUCUCAACUUGGUUCUACAACAAAAAUAAAGAUCUUUCUACAUGGAACUUGGCUUUUGAAGUAGGAUUCUAUGUCAUAAAGUACUGAAGAUUUUUCAUUAUUCCUAAUACUAAUAAAUGAGAUUUUAUCAAAGAACUAUAUAGAUUCAGAUA
Molecule: messenger RNA, 3130 nt
Organism: Fukomys damarensis (Damara mole-rat)
Lineage: Eukaryota; Metazoa; Chordata; Mammalia; Rodentia; Bathyergidae
Gene: Cln5
Product: CLN5 intracellular trafficking protein
Exons: 4
Coding region: 1-1065 (354 amino acids)
Biological process (GO): lysosome organization
Cellular component (GO): lysosome; lysosomal membrane
Molecular function (GO): hydrolase activity, acting on glycosyl bonds
Source: RefSeq, a predicted model, not a curated record